This is a messenger RNA of Dryobates pubescens (Downy woodpecker), 3043 nucleotides long. RefSeq names its product coagulation factor IX-like. Bases 141 to 2030 code for a protein of 629 amino acids. Gene Ontology annotation, molecular function: calcium ion binding; serine-type endopeptidase activity. The transcript has 8 exons. Gene Ontology annotation, cellular component: extracellular region. The record is from RefSeq and is a predicted model, not a curated record. NCBI's taxonomy places the organism in Eukaryota, Metazoa, Chordata, Aves, Piciformes, Picidae. Gene Ontology annotation, biological process: proteolysis.
ACCAUUUGUCUCUUCUCUUUUCCCCUUACUUCUUCAUCUUUUUUGCAGGCUAAUUCACCCAUGUUGCCUUUGUAACAAUAUCCCAAUUUCAUUCCUCUUUUCCCUCUGCAGGAAGUCAGCAGGAAGUUAGAGUGUUCUGAAUGCUCACUAAAAUGGAGAGCAGUUCCUCACUUGUGGUGCUUCUCCUGCUGCUGCUGUGCUCCAUCAACAGCAGCUGUCUGUUUUCAUAUUCAGUGUUGAUGAGAAAAGAUGAAGCACACAAGGUGCUGAAAGUCCACAAACGUGCCAACUAUUUUCUAGAAGAGAUUCGUCCAGGGAACUUGGAGAGAGAAUGCAAUGAGGAAGUGUGUUCAUUUGAGGAGGCUAAAGAGAUCUUCCAUGCACAAGAGAAAACGAUGGAGUUUUGGUUCAGUUACAAAGGUUUAAAUCCAUGUAGUACCAAUCCCUGUGUGAAUGGUGGAGUCUGCAAAAUUAGACACUAUAAUUACAUUUGCAUCUGCCCCCCAAGAUUUGGAGGAGCCAACUGUGAAAAAGAGAAGUCUGAGUGCUGGUACCAGAAUGGGGGGUGCUGGCAGUACUGCAGGGACAGCAGCAGUGCCUUCCAUGUGGUCUGCUCCUGCGCCCAGGACUACACCCUGCAUGAGGACAGGAGGAGAUGUGUGCAAGCAGCACCAUUCCCAUGUGGCUUGAUUAAAGCCAGGCAAGCUCUGGAAGAAGGAUGGCUGGGGCCAAAGCAGCUUCUGAGGGCACUGCCCCAGCCUGGGGAUGAUGUGACCAAGUGGAAUGAGAGCACCAUCAGGCAUACAGAGCCACAACAAAGUGCUGUUGGGGAAAAUGAGACCCUGAAGUAUGCCUCUGGGCAGAGCAUGCACAUGGAGGGUCACGCUGAAGAGACUGAGGUGGCAGGAGGUGCUUCCAGCUGGAACAAGCCACUGGAGGAUUCUGUGACCCAGCAACUGUUGAGGGAUGAUGCUGCUGAGACAGAGGCGCAUGUCCCUGAGCACAGUGAGGGAGCAGAAGGGACCACUGUGUCUGGCCAGCCUGCUUGGUGGAGUGAGCCAACCCUGAGCCCUGCAUGGCAGAACAAGACCACAGCACCUGCUCCCAGGCAGAGGGACAGGGUGGGAAAUGCUGCUGAGCAAAACGGAGCAGAGGAGAGCACUGUGCAGAACACAACAGGGAGCAGUCAGGCUGCGGACAAUCAGGGCAAUGACUGGGGAAACAUUUCAGACACACUGCAGCUUGUCCAGGUAGGCAUCAGCGCUCCUCUAGAGAACAGCGACUCCAGGAUAACAGGAGGAACGCUGUGUCAUCGUGGACACUGCCCCUGGCAGGUUUUGAUCCGGAAUAGCAAAGAUGUUGGGUUCUGCGGAGGGAGUUUAAUCAGCAGUCGCUGGGUGGUGACUGCUGCGCACUGCCUGGAUCUGGUCAGACCACACCACGUCACUGUAGGAGACUUUGACAAAUAUCAAAGAGAAUUCAAAGAACAGAAGAUCGAUGUGGAACGGAGCUGGACACAUCCACACUACAACUCCAAUGACUACAACAGCGACAUUGCCUUGCUGUACUUGAGCAGUAAUGUGGUUUUUAACGAGUAUGCGAUCCCCGUCUGCCUGCCGAGCCCUAACCUGGCCACCCUGCUCUCCGAGGAAGGCAGAAUAGGGACGGUGAGCGGCUGGGGUGCCACUCACGAGAGGGGCUCGACUCUGCGCUUCCUCAUGAAAGUGCGGCUGCCCAUCGUGAGCCUGGAGACCUGCCAGCGGUCCACGGAGCGCCUGGUCACCGACAACAUGUUCUGUGCAGGCUACAACACCGAGGUGGCAGAUGCCUGCAAAGGGGACAGCGGGGGCCCUUUCACAGUGUCUUACCACAACACAUGGUUUCUCUUGGGGAUUGUCAGCUGGGGCGAGGGCUGUGCCGAAAAAGGGAAGUACGGUGUGUACACCAGAGUGGCCAACUACAUCCCCUGGAUUAAAGAGACUGUGGAAAGUGUAGCAGAUUCAGAAAACUUCACCAUUAACUUUUCUUGAUACCAUAUUUACCAACAGGGACAACCCUCUUGUUACAGUGCCCAUUAGUCUGAGGCACAACAUGGUUCCUGCCCUUAACAGUGCAGAAAAGCAAGACUAUCUUCAAAGAGCUAUGAACCUGUUUACCAUAAAUGGUUAAAUUGUUCAUUCAAGUAUGACUGAGAACAAGGCUUGUGUGUAAUAAAGUAGUAUUCUGCAAAUAACAAAAGGAGACAACUGCAACUUUUGUUAAUGUAAAUUCCUUCCAGCAAGGGCUGGGUUGUCAAUAGAAAGCUUUCUCUUUCUCAAGCCUAUGUGCCUAUCACAGAACCAGGCAAGUAAGUGUGAGGGUGGUUGAGGGGGUGUGAGUAAACAGUUGAUGAAGACCAGUAAUUCAGAUCUAAGAUACUUGGGAAUACACAUCAUCACACCUACAGCAAGAAAUUUAUCAUUGUAAACCAGAAAGACUGAUCACAUGCAGCAAGAGGCUGAUUUAAUUAUGUAUGGGGGCAAGGUGCUUGAUGCCAGAAAUACAGGUGAAACAAAAUAGCUCCCAUCUGAUUAUCCCCUGCUGGCCUUGGAGAGUUGUUUUUGUCUGCUGCUUUAUGCUGCGGUUAAUGGGUGGUCUUUGUGACCCAUGCCAAAAGCUUUGAUUUAGUGACUUCUCUCACACUUCACAAUGAAGUUGUAUUUCCACCCCCCCAAAGAUUUUCAAUAAAAAGAAAAAAACUCCCAUCCUAACCUAUAGAGCUUCAGGGCUGAACAGAACCUGGGUCUGGAGGUCUGAAGUGUUCUAUACUGUUCACUUACUUGUCGCAAUAUGGCAGCAAGGAACUCCAGGUCUUUCAGUAAAUUCAUUAAAAAUGGGAAAACCCCCAAACCAUUAAAGCUCUCAGCAUGCUCUGAACACUCUCCUGAGGUCAGAGACAGCAACAUAUUUGAGCCACCUGAAUCCCAAAACAAAAGGAAAUUAAAUUCCACAGCUUUCAUCUCACCAAAGCCAAGCCUCAGCAGGAUCAAAGCCUGUAGCAAAA